AGACCGGUUACACACUAUAUUAAUAGUGUGUACACUGUACAGUAUUCAAAUAACAUUGUAUACGCACAUGACACGUAACGAAAGUAUAUAAUAUACCAAGCAAAAUCCACGACGAUUUUUGGCCUAUAUGUUUCAAAUUUUGACAUUUUUACUUGCUCUGUCGGCAUCCAGUCUUGGUUUGCUGCAGAACAUUAACGGUGAACAAUGUACGACUAUUCUUACGGCGGGCUACGGAUAUCAAAAUUGGUACAACGCCACUGAGUAUCUGCCGGCAAAUGCUUUCGUUACAGGCGUCGCGAUGUUUAAGUUUUACGUACAAGGGGCGAGUGAUGCUCACAUCAUGUUAGCCAGGCAACCAUAUUUGUUCGGAUACGAAAUCGUUAUUGGAGGCGGAUCGAACAGUUUUUGCGAUAUACGAAAAUUCAACAGAAAUUUGACGUCGAUGGUCACCGUUGCCACGGGAAAAAUUCUUGACAGGUUCAUUCCCGUCGGUUUUUGGAUACGCGCAUCCCAACAAUCUGGGCUGAUUGAGGUUGGCAAAUACGGUGAAAACUUGCCGUUUAUUUUUUGGACAGAUCCGGUACCGAUACCGGUCAAGUAUUAUAGCUUCAGCUCGUGGGGCACAGCAGUUUGCCAAUGGAUGUUCAAGUGUAUUCCCGACCCGUUCGCAAUGGCGUCGAAGACAAUGACGAAUACGACAGAGAGGACUGAUUAUACUAAGAGAUUUUUUACACACAUGGAACAACUCAGAAGAGACGUACUGAGAAGGCGUGGUUCGUACGCAAUCGACCCGACGACAAACCCUCAGAAAGUGUUAAACGUGGUGAUAACUAACAACUUUAAGUUCAUACAUUUGGAUGUCAUGACUUCGACGCUCACACUUCAGGGUAUCUCCACUUUUGAAUGGACGGACAACAGCAUUAAUUGGAACCCUCAAAACUAUAAAAAUAUUUCCAAAUUGCAUUUAUCGAACUUCGAACUAUGGCAACCCGAACUCGUACUACACAACGCCAUAGAUCCAGCCAUGAGUAUGUAUUCUGAAUCGAAAAUAUCUGUGGACAACAACGGCCUAGUUAUGUGGAGACCUAAAUUUAAUUUUAAAACUAAAUGUGACAUCGACUUGACAAUGUGGCCAUGGGACAAACAUAAGUGUAAUUUAUUGUUGAGCACGUGGUCACAUAAAGUAUCCAAUGUCUUCUAUGAACUGAAAGAUAGUCAAAAGUCUGAAUGUUUACAAGUAUCUCAUUCGGAUUGGAAACUCGAUAGGGUGACGAGCUUUUACGUAGAAGAAAAAACACCGUGGGACGAUAUAAUGGCAGCCAUCAGCAGUUCUGAAGAUGAUCCACCGCAAACCUCAUUGCAGCUCGUAGUGGAAAUAUCGAGAAACACGAAGAUUUUCGAUAAAUUGUUUUAUGUCCCGUUAAUACUAAUCAGUUGUGUAUGGUUGUCAUCUUUUGGUGUAAUGCCGAAUUCUUCAUCAAAAAUCACGACAAUCUGCGUGUCAAUAACACUUUCAACAUUGAUUAUUGUAUACAUGACGAAGUAUGUACCGGUCUUCUCUAAAGUCUCGCCAGACUUGAUGCUUGGAUACUUGAAGCUGAUCCUCCUGAUAUCAAUAGACGCGUUCAUUUCAGCAUUGCUCAUAACAGUGCACAAUCGUAAAUCGACCAGCGGUCAUCCUCCGUUCGCAUUAACUAGAUUCCUGACCACGCCCGUCGUGACGAAACUUCUGAUGUUACCAAAAUUAGAUUCCACCCGGAGCCUCGUCAAUGACCAGUUAGACCACAGACUCACCAAAACAUCCGAAACCAUCACCACACUAUGGGAUAUCGUCAUAGUCGCUUUUGAGCGAAUCAUAUUCAUAAUGUUUUUAGCUUCCACAAUGGCCAUAUUGUUGUCCAUCAAGUUUUCCAUUACAGCUUUAUUUUGAUUGAGCUUAACAGUAUUUAUAAAUUAUUAUGACAACAUGUAUAUUAUGUAGUCACAAUAGUAGCGUACUUAUGAUAUUUUCUAGAAAGAAAAAGGGCGUUAUGUAUGCAAAUUAAGUAUAAGGAUUGUUGAAAUAAAACAUCGUUUUAUAAGAUAUACAAAACAAAAUUUUUAUUUGUCAACAAAAUAGACACUUUUUUAAUAGUAUGGAAAAUUUUUAUUUAUAUUGUUUUAUAUUUUAGAUUAAAGAUAAUUUACUAGACUAACCUAGUGUUAUGAAAAAUUACAGUUUUAUAUUAUACGAAUAAUUUGUAUUGUUGUAUUACAAAUUUGAAAUUUAGUAAUCACAAAGCGAAUGAUUUUGUUUCUUCAUAAUUAUUAAAACAACGCGUUUGUUUUGUGUCAUGCAUAAAUCAGAGUUGAUACUAUUUAAUAUAUUUUUAGGGAGGUGUCUAUCCUUGUGUUAAUACCUUGCAUCCAUAAUAUUACGUCACUCAAUAACAUAGCUAGGUGUAUUAUAAACUAUACAAUUGUAUGGUAAUAAACUAAAAUAUAUUCAAGUAAGUACAUUUUAUACAUCAUAUGAAAUAAUUACACGUAUCAUUAAUUAUAAUUUAUUAUAAGAUAAAAUAAGUUCAUGACUAUUAUAUAUAAAUUGUAUAAAUAUAUAUACUUAAGAAAAAUAAAACCUUAAAAAUAACUCGA
Molecule: messenger RNA, 2634 nt
Organism: Aphis gossypii (cotton aphid)
Lineage: Eukaryota; Metazoa; Arthropoda; Insecta; Hemiptera; Aphididae
Product: acetylcholine receptor subunit alpha-like
Exons: 10
Coding region: 128-1930 (600 amino acids)
Biological process (GO): chemical synaptic transmission; signal transduction; regulation of membrane potential
Cellular component (GO): neuron projection; synapse; membrane
Molecular function (GO): neurotransmitter receptor activity; transmembrane signaling receptor activity; extracellular ligand-gated monoatomic ion channel activity
Source: RefSeq, a predicted model, not a curated record